Molecule: messenger RNA, 2287 nt
Organism: Lipotes vexillifer (Yangtze River dolphin)
Lineage: Eukaryota; Metazoa; Chordata; Mammalia; Artiodactyla; Lipotidae
Gene: USP21
Product: ubiquitin specific peptidase 21
Exons: 13
Coding region: 306-2003 (565 amino acids)
Biological process (GO): protein deubiquitination
Molecular function (GO): cysteine-type deubiquitinase activity
Source: RefSeq, a predicted model, not a curated record
AAAGAUGGCGGCGGCCCCUGCGGUGGGAGAGAUCUGGGCACUAGCUGCGGCUAAAGCUGCAGGCGGGCCCGCGGGGGCGCUGCACGAGGGUAGUAGGGGGUGGCCCUGAGCUGGGGCCUGGCCCCGGCUGGCCUCCCCCGCCGCCUCACCCGGGGACAGGCACAGGGGAUACAAUGAUUGAUAUGAUAGACAUGGUUCCUGCCCUCCAUGCAUGUAGCUAGUAUGGCAGCCUAGGUUCACACCAACCUCCAUAUUCAAACGCUGAUCGUCUCUUCUCCUCCCAGGUCCAGCCUGUGGUGUCCACAAUGCCCCAGGCUUCUGAGCACCGCCUGGGACGGACCCGAGAGCCACCUCUUAAUGUCCAGCCCCGACUGGGAUCCAAGCUACCAUUUGCUCCCAGGGCCCGGAGCAAGGAGCGUCGAAACCCAGCCCCUGGGCCGAACCCUGUGUUACGACCUCUGCCUCCUAGGCCAGGUCCCCCUGAGGAACGGCUCAAGAAACUGGAGCUGGGACGGGGACGGACCUCAGGCCCUCGUCCCAGAGGCCCGCUUCGGGCAGAUCAUGGAGUUCCCCUGCCUGGCUCACCACCCCCAACUGUGGCUCUGCCUCUCCCAUCAAGGACCAACCUAGCCCGUUCCAAGUCUGUGAGCAGUGGGGACUUGCGUCCAAUGGGGAUUGCCUUGGGAGGGCACCGCGGCACUGGAGAGCUAGGGGCUGCACUGAGCCGCUUGGCUCUCCGGCCUGAGCCACCCACUUUGAGACGUAGCACCUCUCUCCGCCGCCUUGGGGGCUUUUCUGGGCCACCCACCUUGCUCAGCAUACGGACAGAGCCCCCUACUUCCCAUGGCUCCUUCCACGUGAUAUCUGCCCGGCCCUCUGAACCUUUCUACUCCGAUGACAAGAUGGCUCAUCACACACUGCUUCUGGGCUCUGGUCAUGUUGGCCUCCGAAACCUGGGGAACACGUGCUUCCUGAAUGCUGUGCUACAGUGUUUGAGCAGCACUCGCCCUCUUCGGGACUUCUGUCUGCGAAGGGACUUCCGGCAAGAGGUGCCUGGAGGGGGCCGAGCCCAAGAGCUCACUGAAGCCUUUGCAGAUGUGAUUGGUGCCCUGUGGCACCCUGACUCCUGUGAAGCUGUGAAUCCUACUCGAUUCCGAGCUGUCUUCCAGAAAUACGUUCCCUCCUUCUCUGGAUACAGCCAGCAGGAUGCCCAAGAGUUUCUGAAGCUCCUCAUGGAGCGGCUGCACCUCGAAAUCAACCGACGAGACCGCCGGGCUCCGCCAGUCCUGGCCAAUAGUCCAGCUCCCUCCCAACCCCGCCGUGGAGGGGCUCUGCUAGAAGAACCUGAGUUAAGCGAUGACGACCGAGCCAACCUAAUGUGGAAACGUUACCUGGAGCGAGAGGACAGCAAGAUUGUGGACCUGUUUGUGGGCCAGUUGAAAAGUUGUCUCAAGUGCCAGGCCUGUGGGUAUCGCUCCACGACCUUCGAGGUUUUUUGUGACCUGUCCCUGCCCAUCCCCAAGAAAGGAUUUGCCGGGGGCAAGGUGUCUCUGCGGGAUUGUUUCAGCCUUUUCACCAAGGAAGAAGAGCUAGAAUCGGAGAAUGCCCCAGUGUGUGACCAAUGUCGGCAGAAAACACGAAGUACCAAAAAGUUGACAGUACAAAGAUUCCCCCGAAUCCUCGUGCUCCAUCUUAAUCGAUUUUCCGCCUCCCGAGGCUCCAUCAAGAAAAGUUCAGUAGGUGUAGACUUCCCGCUGCAGCGACUGAGCCUAGGGGACUUUGCCAGUGACAAAGCCGGAAGCCCCGUAUAUCAGCUGUAUGCCCUUUGCAACCACUCGGGCAGUGUCCACUAUGGCCACUACACAGCCCUGUGCCGGUGCCAGACUGGUUGGCAUGUCUACAAUGACUCUCGUGUCUCCCCUGUCAGUGAAAACCAGGUGGCAUCCAGUGAGGGCUACGUGCUGUUCUACCAACUGAUGCAGGAGCCACCCCGGUGCCUGUGACAUCCCCUUUAAGCCCUGGCACCUGUGAAACCCUUUCAACACCCUCAAGCCCCCAGGCUCCCCAUUUACCUCAGAGACGUCUAUUUUUGUGUCUUUUUAAUCGGGGAGGGGGGAGGGGGUGGUUGUACCUCCCAUUAUUUUUUUUAUUAAAAAAUACCCUUCUACCUGGAGGCUCCCCUGUCUCCCAGCCCCAUGUACACAGCUCCCCAGGCCCCUGUCCGUGUACAGCCCCCAGACCCUCUACAGUCUCACUUUUUUUUGUGAAUAAAUUUAUUAAGAAAAAA